Molecule: messenger RNA, 930 nt
Organism: Ostreococcus lucimarinus CCE9901
Lineage: Eukaryota; Viridiplantae; Chlorophyta; Mamiellophyceae; Mamiellales; Bathycoccaceae
Exons: 2
Coding region: 1-930 (309 amino acids)
Molecular function (GO): methyltransferase activity
Source: RefSeq, a predicted model, not a curated record
AUGUCUCGCGCCGCCGCCCGCCUCCUCGCCCGCGCCGCCGCCGCGCCCGCGCCCGCGCCCGCGCCGCCCGCGUCCGCGCGCGCGAUCGCGAGCGCGGCGAACGACGCGACGUUUUCUUUCGGAAAAGCGCAAGCCCAGUUUUACGAUGACGUCCUCGUCGAUGGCGUCUUCAAGCCCUGGACGGAGAGCGUGUUCGCGACGUCGCGACCGGUGACCGGUGACGCGGUCUUAGACGUCGCGUGCGGCACGGGCGUGGUGGCGCGCGAGUGCGCGGCGUUGGUGGGAGAAUCGGGUAAAGUGACGGCGAUCGAUAACUCGCCCGGGAUGCUGGCGCGCGCGAAAGCGAAUCCGGCGUCGAGAGGUAUCGAGUAUUUGGAAUUCGACGCGUGCGCGCCGACGCUCCCGCGGCGCGCGUUCGAUCGAGCGUACUGUCAGCAAGGCUUACAGUUCAUGGCGGACCCCACGGCGGCGAUGAAAGCGGUGCUGUCGAGUUUGAAACGAGGUGGACAUUUCACGUGCGCGGUCUGGGCGCCCGCGAAUUCGAGCGAGAAUCAAAUCAUCUACCACCUCGGCGAGGCGCUCAGAGACGUCGGGCGCGAAGACUGGGUCGACGUCGCCGUGAAACCGAUGAGCUGGUCCAACACCGACAGUCGCGGAGUGUCGAAAUUAGAAGAUUGCUUGAUCGAAGCGGGGUUCAUCAAUCCCGACGUCGCGUGCGAGGACGGCACGUUCGCUUUCGAUGACUUGACCCAAGCCGUGGACAUUGCCAAAGUCGGCCCCUACGGCGAAGAGUUGGCGUCGGACGACGCCUUGUGGAGGGAAUUUUCCGAAAACUUCCGCGCGCGUUUGAAGAUGUACGUGCAAGAAGACGGCCGCGUCGUCGUUCCCGCGCGCUCUUUCAUCGGUCACGGCGUCGCGCCGUGGAAUUAG